Fopius arisanus is the source of this 2298-nucleotide messenger RNA. RefSeq names its product methylcrotonyl-CoA carboxylase subunit 2 (gene Mccc2). The transcript is spliced from 7 exons. The record is from RefSeq and is a predicted model, not a curated record. Lineage: Eukaryota; Metazoa; Arthropoda; Insecta; Hymenoptera; Braconidae. Gene Ontology annotation, cellular component: mitochondrion; methylcrotonoyl-CoA carboxylase complex. The coding region runs from base 77 to 1762 and encodes 561 amino acids. Gene Ontology annotation, molecular function: methylcrotonoyl-CoA carboxylase activity. Gene Ontology annotation, biological process: L-leucine catabolic process.
AUUUUUUAGAUUUUUUUUGGAACCACCUGUUGGGUGUAAUUGUUCUUUUUUUUGAAUUGUUAAAAAAAUUUCGGGGAUGUUUAGAUUGUUGAGGGGGCGGGGGGUGUGGGGGAGAUUCAGGACUUCUUCCAGGAGAUUUCAUGAAGAUGCUCCAGUCAUUGGAACUUCUCCAGAUGUUGAAUCUCCAGAGUAUCAGGAAAAUUAUUACGAGCUGCAAAAACUGGUGCACGACUUGAAAUCGACAGUGGAGAAAAUAGUGGAGGGCGGUGAAUCCAAAGCAAAAGAUCGACACCUGAGCAAAGGAAAAUUGCUACCGCGUGAUCGUAUAAACACUUUAUUAGAUCCUGAAUCGCCCUUCCUCGAGUUUUCACAAUUAGCUGGUUACGAUAUGUACGGGAACGACACGGUGCCAGCCGGUGGAAUAAUUACAGGCAUCGGAAGAGUCGAGGGACAAGAGUGUGUGAUUGCUGCUAAUGACGCGACAGUUAAAGGCGGCACUUACUAUCCAAUCACGGUUAAGAAGCAUCUGAGGGCACAGGAAAUUGCUGAUGAGAAUAAUUUACCUUGUGUUUAUCUGGUAGACAGUGGUGGUGCUAAUCUACCCCAUCAGGCUGAUUUGUUUCCGGAUAAAAAUCACUUCGGGCGAAUUUUUUACAAUCAAGCGAAUAUGAGCGCAAAGGGGAUACCACAGAUAGCAGUAGUUAUGGGGAGUUGUACAGCUGGUGGUGCAUACGUGCCAGCAAUGGCUGAUGAAAAUAUCAUAGUUGGUGAACAGGGUACAAUUUUUUUAGCGGGACCACCUCUCGUCAAGGCCUCAACUGGUGAAGUUGUCUCAGCCGAGGAUCUCGGUGGUGCAUCACUUCAUUGCAAAAUGUCUGGUGUAACUGAUCAUUACGCUAUUGAUGAUACACACGCCCUUCACAGAGCUCGCACCAUAAUCCGUCAUUUGAAUCGUCAAACACCGAUGGACGUGAAAAUAGAUAAAAAUAUUGAAAUACCAUUGCACAAUGUUGAUGAGAUUUAUGGAAUAGUCGGUAGUAACUUGAAAAAAUUGUACGAUGUCAAGGAAGUAAUUGCAAGGAUUGUGGAUGGUUCGCGUUUUCAUGAAUUCAAGGCUCAAUACGGGGAUACACUCGUAACUGGUUUUGCAAGGAUACAUGGCUAUCCGGUGGGAAUUGUUGCCAACAACGGUGUACUCUUUUCAGAGAGUGCACUUAAGGGUGCACACUUUGUUCAGCUUUGCGCACAGAGAAAAAUACCACUAGUUUUUUUCCAAAAUAUUACAGGGUUCAUGGUGGGUAAAGAGGCCGAGUCUGGAGGAAUUGCAAAGCACGGGGCAAAAAUGGUGACCGCCGUUGCCUGUGCGAAAGUCCCAAAAAUAACAGUAAUAAUUGGUGGAUCCCACGGUGCAGGGACUUAUGGAAUGUGCGGCCGUGCGUAUUCCCCUCGUUUCAUGUACUGCUGGCCCAACGCUCGAAUAUCUGUGAUGGGUGGUGAACAAGCUGCUGGGGUAUUAGCCCAAAUAGCGCGCGAGCAGAGGGAAAGAGAUGGAGGCAUUUGGACUCAACAUGAAGAAGAUAAUUUGAAGAAACCAAUUAUCAAACAAUUUGAGAAAGAGGGGAGCCCUUACUACGCCAGCGCUCGUCUCUGGGAUGAUGGGGUAAUUGAUCCAGUCGAUACGAGAAUUGUUGUAGCCAUGAGUCUGGCUGCUUCCCUCAAUGCACCUAUUCCAGAGAGUAAUUUCGGAAUUUUCCGAAUGUAACGUCCAAUUAAUUUUGAAAAAACUCCAUGGUAAACGCGAAUUGUUAGAGAAAUAAUUCUUGAACCAAAAGAGGCAGUGAAUUUAUUGUGAAAAAAGAAGUAUCCACUAAAAUUAAAAUAUCUUUGUUAAUUCCACAGAUAUUCGCCUUCGCGGGUGAAAAUAAAUUGUUACUGUUGACGUAAUAUUUGAAAAUUGCCUUUAUUAAAUUCAAAAAUAGCUGUUAUGAAAGAGAGAAUUCAUAAUUAAUCAUUAGAAAUUACACUUAGAAUUAAUGUAAUUACUCAACGACGUCGUACGACUAGUUCCUCAGCUUUCUCCACUUGCAAAAGCCAAUUUUACGUAAAAAAAAAAACAUGAAUAGUUAAAAAUGUAGCAGUCGCAGAGUGGAGAAACAAUCGAGUUAUUGUUUUUUUCAUUUUUCAUUAUUUAUCGUCAACAUUUCCUAGCGCGACUUCGUUCGUUUGUCCUCUAACACCUAUUGCAAUGAUUUAAACGUUAUUUUAGUAUCACAUUAAGUGGUUGAAACAUUUGGAACG